GGCGAACCAUCUACAUACGUCCACCGACUCUUCGUGAAGUGCUCCAACCACAGGCAUGGGGCAUCAGAUCACGCUUGCAACGUGUUCUCUGAAUCAAUGGGCUCUGGACUUUCAGGGUAACCUUGAGCGCAUCCUCGCAAGUAUCGCGAUUGCGAAGCAGAGGGGCGCCACACUGAGAGUUGGACCUGAGCUCGAGAUACCGGGAUAUGGAUGCCUGGAUCAUUUCUUGGAAGGCGAUACAGUGUUGCACUCGUGGGAGGUUCUUGCCAAGAUCCUCGCCCAUGACGAUGUGAAGGAUAUCGUUUGCGACAUCGGGAUGCCUGUAGUACACAAGAACGUAAUCUAUAACUGCCGGGUUAUCAUCCACAACAAACAGAUCCUCCUCAUCCGGCCGAAGAUGUGGAUGGCGAACGACGGGAAUUAUCGCGAGCUGAGGUACUUCACGCCGUGGCAGAAACAUCGGCAAUGGGAGGACCAUUUCUUGCCGAGGAUCAUUCAGGCAGUGACCAAUCAGGUCAAGGUUCCGUUUGGAGAUUGUGUGGUUAGCACGCAGGAUACGUGUAUUGGAGUUGAGUUAUGUGAGGAGCUGUUCACGCCCGCGAGCCCCCAUAUUCUCAUGGGCCUCGAUGGCGUCGAGAUCUUCACAAAUUCUAGUGGCAGUCACCACGAGUUGCGCAAGCUUCACACCCGUGUUGACCUCAUCAAGGAAGCCACGCAGAAGCUCGGUGGCGUUUACCUCUAUGCCAACCAACAAGGCUGCGACGGCGACCGACUAUACUACGAUGGAUGUGCUAUGAUCGCUAUCAACGGCCACAUCAUUGCUCAAGGCAGUCAAUUUUCUUUGAAUGAUGUUGAAGUCGUCUCUGCCACUAUCGAUAUUGAGGACGUCCGCGCUCACAGGGCGAAGAGCAGCAGAAGCAUGCAGGCUGCGGGAGCGGAGAGGUACCAUCGAAUUGAUGCGCCUAUUGCGCUUUCGAGUGGAAAGUUCAAUGAGAUCGCGGAGUUCAACCAUCCGACUUCGUUUAAGGUCAGGUUCCACACCCCAGAGGAAGAGAUCGCACUUGGACCAGCGUGUUGGCUCUGGGAUUACCUGCGACGCUCACGGACGCAGGGAUAUUUUGUCCCGCUGAGCGGCGGGAUUGAUAGCUGUGCCACCGCCGUCAUUGUCUAUUCGAUGUGUCGGCUGGUCGCUGAAGCUGCGCGUCGAGCAGACAAACAGGUCAUCGAGGAUGCGCGCCGUAUCGUCGGAGAACCAGCGGACUCUGGCUACAUACCCUCAGAUCCGAGAGAGUUUUGCGGUCGUAUAUUCCACACCUGUUACAUGGGCACUGAGAACUCCAGUGCUGAUACACGAGGACGCGCCAAGGAGCUCAGUAAUGCCAUUGGAAGCUACCACAUCGACCUCAACAUGGACACGGUGGUCACCGCAGUUCGCAACCUCUUCGGCUUCGUCACUGGCGUCAAGCCACAGUUCCGCGCUCAUGGCGGCAGCCACGCUGAAAACCUGGCGUUGCAGAAUAUCCAAGCUCGUCUGCGUAUGGUAUUGGCUUAUCUGUUUGCUCAGCUGUUGCCGUGGGUCCGAGGUCGCCAAGGGGGGUUGCUCGUGCUUGGGAGUGCUAAUGUUGAUGAGAGUUUGCGAGGGUAUCUCACGAAGUAUGAUUGCUCUUCGGCGGAUGUGAACCCUAUUGGUGGGAUCAGUAAGACGGACUUGAAGAACUAUAUCGCAUAUGCUCGCGAUGCAUUUGACCUCCCCAUUCUUGAGAGUUUCCUUGACGCCACACCAACAGCCGAGCUUGAACCUAUUACUGAAAAUUAUGUUCAAGCUGACGAGGCUGACAUGGGUAUGACCUACGACGAACUCUCGGUCUUUGGCCGUCUUCGCAAAGUCGAGAAAUGCGGUCCUUACAGCAUGUUCACCAAGCUCGUGCACGAAUGGGGGUCUUUCCUCUCGCCUACUCAGAUUGCGGAGAAGGUCAAGCACUUUUACUUCGAGUAUGCGCGUAACAGGCAUAAAAUGACAACAUUGACGCCAUCCUAUCAUGCGGAAUCGUACAGUCCAGAUGACAACCGAUUCGACCUUCGCCCAUUCUUGUACCCUUCCCGCUUCCCGUGGCAGUUCAAGAAGAUCGAAGAUGUAGCGGCCUUGUUGCCAGAUAGAUCCAACAAGGACGAGAAGACGAAGAAAGAGUAGCCAGAAGACAGGGGAUUCUAGGAAUGAGAAAAGGGAAUUGGAGUUGAUAUACAAUAUAAGUGUAAGUGUGAGAUCAUCACCAUUCGAGCAUCAUGUAAGAGCAUCAAACCCCUAUAUGUAUGAAAGUACACCAACGUUCAGGAGGAACC
This is a messenger RNA of Stereum hirsutum FP-91666 SS1, 2340 nucleotides long. RefSeq names its product glutamine-dependent NAD synthetase with GAT domain-containing protein. Gene Ontology annotation, biological process: NAD+ biosynthetic process. The coding region runs from base 56 to 2191 and encodes 711 amino acids. The transcript has 18 exons. Gene Ontology annotation, cellular component: cytoplasm. NCBI's taxonomy places the organism in Eukaryota, Fungi, Basidiomycota, Agaricomycetes, Russulales, Stereaceae. The record is from RefSeq and is a predicted model, not a curated record. Gene Ontology annotation, molecular function: NAD+ synthase (glutamine-hydrolyzing) activity; ATP binding; glutaminase activity.